This is a messenger RNA of Hypomesus transpacificus, 883 nucleotides long. It is a transcript of the gene crygs2, whose product is annotated as crystallin, gamma S2. The transcript has 2 exons. The record is from RefSeq and is a predicted model, not a curated record. Gene Ontology annotation, molecular function: structural constituent of eye lens. Bases 343 to 882 code for a protein of 179 amino acids. Lineage: Eukaryota; Metazoa; Chordata; Actinopteri; Osmeriformes; Osmeridae. Gene Ontology annotation, biological process: lens development in camera-type eye; visual perception.
GGAGCAGACCAACAUCCACAUACUUGAGUGACUUAUAGAUAUGAACGACAGCUAGUCAUAUUGUGAUAGUUUAUAUUAUUUGCCAAUAUAAUUUUGUGAGUAGCAGCUUUGGAUUGACGGUAGCAGCUUUGGAUUGACGAUGACAGCCAGGACAGGAAUGUGCUGUUGACCGGAUAUUCCAGUUGUUAGUAAUAUCAGGUUCAGAAUUUUGGUGUGAAAGAACACAAACUGCCACUUGGAGACGUUCAGAGCAGAGACACAAAAAUGGUCACUUCACUGAAGCAUUGGCUAUCAUAUUGUGAAUGAAACAUUGACAGCUGGACUAGCGAGUCUUCAUGACUAAUGCAUUUAACGUCGCUCAUACAGAUCGUCUUCUACGAGGAUAAGAACUUCCAGGGCCGUCGCUAUGAGUGUGACAGCGACUGCUCCGACUUCCACGCCUACCUGAGCCGCUGCAAUUCCAUCCGGGUGGAGAGUGGGGCCUGGGUGGUGUACGAGCGCCCCAACUACACGGGCUACCAGUAUGUCCUGACCAGAGGGGAGUACCCAGACUAUCAGCGCUGGAUGGGCCUCAACGACCACCUCAGCUCCUGCAAGACCAUCCACUUUAUCAGUGGGACCCAGUACAAGAUGCAGCUAUAUGAAAAGGCAAACUUUGAGGGACAGGCCUUUGAGGCCACUGAAGACUGCCCCUCCGUGCAGGAGAAGUACCGCUGGAGGGAAGUCUAUUCCUGCAAGGUCUCUGAUGGCUGGUGGGUGUUCUACGAACACCCCAACUACCGCGGCCGUCAGUACUUCAUGGAAAAGGGCGAGUACCGCAAACCUGGGGACUGGGGCGCCAUCAGCCCUGUGGUCCAGUCCUUCAGACGCUACACUGAGUGAU